This is a messenger RNA of Passer domesticus (house sparrow), 1613 nucleotides long. RefSeq names its product failed axon connections homolog, metaxin like GST domain containing (gene FAXC). The coding region runs from base 142 to 1362 and encodes 406 amino acids. Lineage: Eukaryota; Metazoa; Chordata; Aves; Passeriformes; Passeridae. The record is from RefSeq and is a predicted model, not a curated record. The transcript is spliced from 6 exons. Gene Ontology annotation, cellular component: cytoplasm.
GGAGCCGCGGAGCCGCCCAGCGCGGCGCGGCCCUUCCCCGCCGCGGGGCCGGGCUGGGCCCGGGGCACCGGGCAGGGCAGGGCGGGGCGGGGCGGGGGGCUCGGCGGCUCCGCGGCGGGGGAUGCGGGUGCCGGGCGCAGGAUGCUGUGGGGGGUGGGCCUGGCGGCGCCGCGCUCCUGCGUGGCGGACCUGAGCCGCAACCGCAGCCUGUCGCUGGGCUGGUGCGCGGGGCCCGAGGAGCCGCCGCCCGCCUUCUAUGGGGGCGAGAUCGUCGCCUUCCCGCUGUCGGGCGGCGGCGGCACCAUGGCGGCGCUGGGCUCCGACUCCUGGUGGAAGAAGACGCUGUACCUGACGGGCGGAGCCCUGCUGGCCGCCGCCGCGUACCUGCUCCACGAGCUGCUGGCCAUACGCAAAGAGGAAGAACUCGAUUCGAAGGAUGCUAUCAUACUGCAUCAGUUUUCAAGGCCUAGGAAUGGCGUUCCGAGUUUAUCCCCGUUCUGCCUGAAAAUGGAAACCUACUUGAGGAUGGCUGAUUUACCCUACCAGAACUAUUUUGAUGGAAAACUUUCCCCUCAAGGGAAAAUGCCUUGGAUUGAAUACAAUCACAAGAAAGUAUCUGGCACCGAGUUCAUAAUUGACUUUUUGGAAGAGAAACUUGGAGUGAAUUUAAAUAAACACCUUGGUCCACAUGAAAGAGCUGUCUCCAGAGCUGUGACCAAAAUGGUGGAGGAGCACCUGUACUGGACUUUAGCUUAUUGCCAGUGGGUGGAAAAUCUUCACGAGACGCAAAAGAUGGUUUCGCUUUUUGGCCCCUUCAGCGACUUGCUGAAGUGGAUCUUCUGCCAUCUGACCAAAGGAAUUGUGAAGCGGGAAAUGUACGGCCAUGGCAUCGGGCGCUUCUCGGAGGAGGAGAUGUACACGCUGAUGGAGAAGGACAUGCGGACUCUGGCAGGCCUCCUGGGUGACAAGAAGUACAUUAUGGGAUCAACUGUUUCCACUGUUGAUGCCACUGUCUUUGGACAUCUGGCACAGGCAAUGUGGACAUUGCCAGGGACUCGACCAGAGAGACUAAUCAAAGGUGAACUGAUUAACCUUGCUAUGUAUUGUGAAAGAAUAAGGAGGAAAUUUUGGCCAGAAUGGCACCAUGAUGAUGACAACACCCUGUAUGAAUCUGAGGAAAGCAGCGAGGCAAGCAAGACUUACUCCCCUUUGCAGGACUUCAGUUUUUAUUCAAGGACAGAAACAUUUGAUGAAGAAGGGAACAGUAUUUCCCAAACCCCUGACACAGAUUACACUGGACAUUCCCUCUUUGACUCGGAUGUGGACAUGGAUGAGUACAGAGAUCAUGAACAAUGCAAGUGAUAUGUACAAGUGUCUCCCAUUGUGCAGAUAAGCUGUUUCUUGGGAUCACUCUGAUAUCUUUUCUCCUUCAGGUCAGGAAGAGGUUUAUACCAUUUUGGUGGCGACCAUUGUGCUUGAUUCAGCUGUCACAUACUGCUUGGACUAUUUCAAAUGUAUUUCGUUUUGUGUAAUUGUUCAGGUGGAUCAAGGUAAACACAUUUAAAACACACGUGGGCAAACUGGAGUUCUAGAGGGCAGCAGGACCUUUCAAC